Messenger RNA from Diorhabda carinulata, 6786 nucleotides. RefSeq names its product monocarboxylate transporter 14-like. Lineage: Eukaryota; Metazoa; Arthropoda; Insecta; Coleoptera; Chrysomelidae. The coding region runs from base 242 to 1834 and encodes 530 amino acids. Gene Ontology annotation, molecular function: monocarboxylic acid transmembrane transporter activity. Gene Ontology annotation, biological process: monocarboxylic acid transport; transmembrane transport. The transcript is spliced from 6 exons. The record is from RefSeq and is a predicted model, not a curated record.
GUUUAUAACGAGCAAGCCGAUCAACAUUAUUAUAUAUUCAUACAAAAACCAUACUUAGUGUGUUUGUCGCCUUUUCAAAAGUCAAAAAGAGGUGAAGGUUGUUCGAUAAAAUAAUACUGGAAUAAUUAAAACGAGAAUUCUACUGUGUGUUGCAUAAGUACUGCACGAGGAAUUCUUCGAGGCGGAAUAGAAAGCGGUGAACAACAGACUAAUCGCGAAUCAAUUUUAGGAGAUUGUAUCAAUGACGAACGACAAUUCAAAAGAAAACCACCAACCAGAAGAGUCCGAGCAUGAAGAUUCAAUUCCAGCGCCGCCCGAUGGGGGAUACGGAUGGGUGAUCGUUUUCGCUUCGUUCAUUUGUAACAUGUUAGUAGACGGUAUCAUCUACUGUUUCGGAAUUUUUCUAAAAGACUUAUCUAUACAUUACAAAGAAUCGGAGGCUAAAUUAGCAUGGGUGGGUUCACUAUUAGCCGGCGUAACCAUGUUAGUCGGCCCCGGAGUUAGUGUAGUCACUAAUAAAUACGGUUGCCGGAUAUCCUGUAUGUCAGGAGCUAUAAUAGCAUCAGCAUCCUUCGCUUUAUCGACUCUAUGUCCUUCCGUGGAAUUAUUAAUGUUCGUUUAUGGUGUAUGCGGUGGUAUAGGAUUCGGUUUAAUGUAUGUACCAGCUGUUGUGUGCGUGGGGUAUUAUUUCGAAUCGAAACGAUCUUUAGCUACCGGAAUAGCCGUUUGUGGUUCCGGUGUUGGUACUAUAGUUUUCGCGCCUUUCGGAAGGUACCUAUUGGUUACUUUUGGAUGGAAAGGGGCGAAUUUAGUACUUGCAGCGGUAUGUCUCAGCGGUGUUAUCUUUGGAUUCCUCAUGAAACCUAUUGAAUAUAAGAAACCGGAGAAGACGGUGACUAUGGUCUAUCAAAAUGGAACACCUGCUAUAAUGGGCGAUUUGAAGAAAAGCUAUACGAGCCUUACAGAUUUAUCGGCAUCAAGACAUUCACUAGCUAGUAACAAAAGUAAAAAAAGUCAAGUACUUCCUCCAUUAGCGAGACAAGACGUCCUUUAUACAGGAUCAAUAAGGAAUCUAAAAGAAUAUCAAUCCCAAAAAUCUUUACAUGAUUUCAGACAGAGCAUGUUGAACAUACCCACAGACAAAUCAAAAUACAGUGUUAGUUCAUCAAGACUGUGUAGAAUUUUUGGCGAUUUACUAGAUUUGAGUUUGAUCAAGAAUCCAGUUUUUAUAGUGAUCAUUCUAUUAAAUUUUAUGGGUUUUAUAGCUCUGUACAUUCCAUUCGUUUUUAUAGGGGAAGCAACAGAAAAAGACGAUAUCAGUAAGGAUCAAAGUACGUUACUUAUAUCCCUUAUGGGUAUAACAAACACCGUGGGACGGAUAGUUUGCGGUUUCAUUGCAGAUUUUCCGAAAGUUAAUACUUUAUUAGUUAAUAACGUUUGUAUGAUAGUUAUGUCGAUUGCACUAGGAGGAAUAGCUUUUUGUCAUCAUUACAUUUCGUAUGUUGCUGUUACUUUCAUAUACGGCAGUGCGAUGGCUGGUUACAUCUCAUUGACAUCGAUUCUGUUAGUAGAGUUCCUCGGAUUGGAAAAAUUAACGAGCGCCUUUGGACUUUUAAUUCUCUUCAGAGGUUCCGGAGCUCUAAUCGGACCACCUGUACAUGGAUUAAUCAUGAAAUCGUUUUCAUAUUCGCACGGUUUUUUGGUAGCUAGCGGCUUUUUAACUAUUUCGAGUCUAUUGUCGUGUUCGAUUCCAUUUAUAAGAAAAAUUAAAAGAAACAACACCAAAGAUAGAUCGUUAGAACCAGUGAAUUUAAACGUUGAAGAGGCAGCAUAGAAUAAAUUAAAAAUGUUUUUAGUACUCGGAGAAUGUACAGUAAGAGGAAAUCAACUACUAUGCCUCAAAUUAAUCGAAUAUAUACGAGGUUUGAUCAAAAAAUAGAACUAAAAAAUUUAUUAAUUUGCAUUAAUGGGAGGAGAAUGUAGUAGAGGAAAAUGCUAAUAUCAUUUGUAUGAUUAGACAAUUGAUUUUAAUAAAAAUAUUAAAUUUUUUAUGCGACAUUGAAAAUCACAUAAACACAUGUAUUGUUUACACAGUAAGACCAAGAAUUUAUGUACGACAUUUCCAAUCUCUCAAACGAGUGUUCGACGCGAUUUCACAGUAAAAAAUGAUUAAUAAGUUGAUUAAAUAGCUAAAAUUCGACGAAAUAAACGACAAAAGAGCUAAUAAAAUUUUUGGGGGAAAGCCCUAUUACACUCGUGUAGUUCGAGUAGUGCGUGCUCUAGGUAGGAUUAUGUUGGACAGCUCGGAAGAGCAGCUACCGUAGUAGAAUCGGUAAAAUAGAGUCAGAUCAAUGGCCUUUCUCCUAUGCUCUAAACUGUUCAAGUUUCUAGGAUCGCCUAUAAGUCUAUUCUGUAGUGAGUCGAGCUCAAUCCUAUCCUCAGACUAUACCUUUGAGCCGAGCUCCAAAUGUGCGAGCAAUACUUAAAGAUGGAGGAAUAUGAGCCUUGUAAAGGUUUAGAAAUUGUAUUGCUCUAACCUCAAAACCGAACAAAUGAAUUUCUUGUUCCUUCUCGUAGUCCAUAUGUAUAUAAUAUAUAUAAAUAAGGAAGGAAACGUUGAACAACUUCAUCACUUACCAAUUAAAAUUUACCAGAUCUCAUAGGAAAGUACAAAAAUGUGUACGCAAUAUUCGCGCCCGGUGUACUAGAACCUGUUCCCUAAUAACUUAUCUUAAUCAGCACACGUACUUCGCCGGUGGUGGAUUUUCUACUGAAGAGGUAUAUGGAGCGACAGUACCAAAUGUCCACUUAAAUACAAGUUACUGGAAUUUCCUUACAGGGCCGGUCUGACACACCGUGCGCGAGUGAUGGAAGGUUAAGAUUGGUAUCGAUGGUGGUGAGGUGUUGCUGUGGGGCGACUGAUUUGAAUAACGGUAUCAUUGUGCAACAGUCGGCGAAGCUAUAGAUCGAGUAGAUCAUUGAUGUACAGGAUGGAGAGAGUAGGUGAUAAAAUCCAUCCCUAGGAAACACCAGCGAUGACCUCAAACCUUUCUGAGGUGUGACCAUCGAUAGCAAGCCGGAUGGAUCGGUCAUUGAGAAAGCUAUUAAGCCAGUCGAUAAGUGAAAACGACAAACCGUACGAUCUCAAUUUAUUUAGAAGGUUUGGCAUAUCAAGCCCUAUCAAAAACCCUCGAUAUAUCCAUAUAUGAAUGCCCCAUAUUUCUCUAUAGCUUCAGUCCAUACGUUGGUGCGAUAUACCAGGAGAUCCCCAGUCGAUCUACUGAAAGCCGUAUUGAUGAUCGCUAAUGAUGUUAACACAGACUCAAGAUGUGCUGGUUAACGAGUUUCUCCAUGACCUGGACAAUGACUGGGACUAAAGAAAUCAGACGGUACUUGUUGGGAACUGUCUUUUUCAUGUUUUUGUAUUGGGUUGAACCCGAGCAAGUCUCCAAUCUGCAGGGAAGUGACCUCUUUUAUAUAAUAGAGAGAAGAGUUCAACUUUGCAAACUUUUGUCGCGUCUCUUUUUCGAAAUUCCAUUUCUGACACGAUUGAUCAACUCCAGGUAGGCUGAGUGGUAGUUCUCCAGCGCGAAUCGAGAGUUGAAUUCGAGGCAAUCAUGCGAAUAAACGUGAAAAAAGAAUUUUAAAAAAAUUAAUUUAAGAUCCACGAUGCAUAGAAACUUAUUGGUACCUUUAUGAUUUUAAAAACAAAAAAAAUUAUUACCUAACAAUUAUUUCUCCGUCCAACGUCAUCGAACUAGAAAACUGUGUACCCAAAUAUCAUAGCCAAAGUCAGGUUGAAUUAUAGACAAGACCGCACGUUUUGACAAACUUACAGUACAAAAGAGAACGGAUUUAAUUGGUAAAAAAAUCGCCUUAUGUCUCCUGUUCACCAUUAAGAAGUACUUUGAUACAUUUUUCAGGUCUUUAUCUUCAAAGUCAAAGUUUCAAUAGCCCCCUGUAAAAUUCAGAAUUUUCGUUUCAUUUGAAUCUCAAUUUACCCUCACAAUUAAAAAAACUGAUGACCUUGGUGAAUGACUUUGACUGGCAUGUUUAUUUAGAUCGAUUUGAGUCACUAAGAUUGUCUUAAUUUAACUUAUAGUAACCGGAAUAUUUACAAACUUAUCACUAUUUACUUCAACAAUAGUUACUAUAAAUACUGCCAUGAGAAUCUAUUUUUUGACCACACCUUGUAUAAAAGUAACAGUACAAAAUAUGUUUUUGUCACUCUACUUAGAAUUAUCAAAAAAAUUUUGAUGAAAUUUAAAUUCUGUUUGUUUCAAAAAUAUAUUAUGUAGUGACAAGAAGCGAAUCCGCGCGUUGUAUAAUUGCGCCGAUCUCUCCUACAACUUCGGGUAGUUUUGGUUCAAAUCAUUCAGUAAUCGCUUAAGGGGGUAUUCUGGUCUAGAAAACAUUUUUACUCUCAAUUUUGUUAUGAUAUUUAUUGGUUUUUUAAUAAUAUACAAAAAAUAUCAGAAUUUCAAUAAAUUACAGGCCAGUAAAGUGCGGGCUCCAAAAAAAAGGGUGCACUGUAGUUGACAUGAUUCCUGCCCUUGUAGUGAUAUCAAGCAAAAAUAAACGGGGCCAUUGGUUGACAUGAUUCCUGCCCUUGUAGUGAUAUCAAGCAAAAAUAAACAGGGGCCAUUGAUUGACAUGAUUCCAACCCUUGUAAUGAUAUCAAGCAAAAAUAAACGGGGCCAUUGGUUGACAUGAUUCCUGCCCUUGUAGUGAUAUCAAGCAAAAAUAAACGGGGCCAUUGGUUGACAUGAUUCCUGCCCUUGUAGUGAUAUCAAGCAAAAAUAAACGGGGCCAUUGGUUGACAUGAUUCCAACCCUUGUAAUGAUAUCAAGCAAAAAUAAACGGGGCCAUUGGUUGACAUGAUUCCUGCCCUUGUAGUGAUAUCAAGCAAAAAUAAACGGGGCCAUUGGUUGACAUGAUUCCUGCCCUUGUAGUGAUAUCAAGCAAAAAUAAACAGGGGCCAUUGAUUGACAUGAUUCCAACCCUUGUAAUGAUAUCAAGCAAAAAUAAACGGGGCCAUUGGUUGACAUGAUUCCUGCCCUUGUAGUGAUAUCAAGCAAAAAUAAACGGGGCCAUUGGUUGACAUGAUUCCUGCCCUUGUAGUGAUAUCAAGCAAAAAUAAACGGGGCCAUUGGUUGACAUGAUUCCAACCCUUGUAAUGAUAUCAAGCAAAAAUAAACGGGGCCAUUGGUUGACAUGAUUCCUGCCCUUGUAGUGAUAUCAAGCAAAAAUAAACGGGGCCAUUGGUUGACAUGAUUCCUGCCCUUGUAGUGAUAUCAAGCAAAAAUAAACAGGGGCCAUUGAUUGACAUGAUUCCAACCCUUGUAAUGAUAUCAAGCAAAAAUAAACGGGGCCAUUGGUUGACAUGAUUCCUGCCCUUGUAGUGAUAUCAAGCAAAAAUAAACAGGGGCCAUUGAUUGACAUGAUUCCAACCCUUGUAAUGAUAUCAAGCAAAAAUAAACGGGGCCAUUGGUUGACAUGAUUCCUGCCCUUGUAGUGAUAUCAAGCAAAAAUAAACGGGGCCAUUGGUUGACAUGAUUCCAACCCUUGUAAUGAUAUCAAGCAAAAAUAAACGGGGCCAUUGGUUGACAUGAUUCCUGCCCUUGUAGUGAUAUCAAGCAAAAAUAAACGGGGCCAUUGGUUGACAUGAUUCCUGCCCUUGUAGUGAUAUCAAGCAAAAAUAAACGGGGCCAUUGGUUGACAUGAUUCAAGCUCUUGUAGUGAUAUCAAGCAAAAAUAAACGGGGCCAUUGGUUGACAUGAUUCCAGCUCUUGUAGUGAUAUCAAGCAAAAAUAAACUGGAGCCAUUGAUUGACAUGAUUCCAACCCUUGUAAUGAUAUCAAGCAAAAAUAAACGGGGCCAUUGGUUGACAUGAUUCCAGCUCUUGUAGUGAUAUCAAGCAAAAAUAAACGGGGCCAUUGGUAGACAUGAUUCCAGCUCUUGUAGUGAUAUCAAGCAAAAAUAAACUGGGGCCAUUGAUUGACAUGAUUCCAACCCUUGUAAUGAUAUCAAGCAAAAAUAAACGGGGCCAUUGGUUGACAUGAUUCCAGCUCUUGUAGUGAUAUCAAGCAAAAAUAAACGGGGCCAUUGGUAGACAUGAUUCCAACCCUUGUAAUGAUAUCAAGCAAAAAUAAACGGGGCCAUUGAUUGACAUGAUUCCAACCCUUGUAAUGAUAUCAAGCAAAAAUAAACGGGGCCAUUGGUUGACAUGAUUCCAACCCUUGUAAUGAUAUCAAGCAAAAAUAAACGGGGCCAUUGGUAGACAUGAUUCCAACCCUUGUAGUGAUAUCAAGCAAAAAUAAAAUUUGCGAACCACCCAACACAAGCGUGAAAAUCGUAUUUUGUUCUAACUUGUUGAUAAAAAAAGUUGGCUUCUAAAAGAAUGUCUGCGGAAAUUGGGACAUGUCUCUUUCUCUGUUGUUGGAGCCAUGCAAAGAGGGCUUCCUCAACUUGAGGAUUUUUAGAAUCGCUUUUAACAGAUCUAAGGAAAUUUUCAAUUUUUUCUCUAUUUUUCAAAAGGCCGUGAACCGUAGCUCUUCCAAUGCAAUCAAUUUCAGAUAUGGCUGUUCCACCACGAUCUGAAACACUUCUCAAAACUAAAUAAACGCAGAUGUUUGCUAUUGGUAAUACAUAACAAGAAAUUAACGGUAUAACAGACUAACAGCCAUCGAUAUGUCGCCUAUUUUCGUUCCAUUUCUUCGAAUUAUCUGUUAAAUUAAAAUACCAUUUGUUAUAUUUACAGCUAUAUUGAAGAAACACACACAAAAA